Messenger RNA from Propithecus coquereli (Coquerel's sifaka), 1387 nucleotides. RefSeq names its product carbonic anhydrase VIII (gene CA8). The transcript has 9 exons. The coding region runs from base 152 to 1024 and encodes 290 amino acids. NCBI's taxonomy places the organism in Eukaryota, Metazoa, Chordata, Mammalia, Primates, Indriidae. Gene Ontology annotation, molecular function: zinc ion binding; carbonate dehydratase activity. The record is from RefSeq and is a predicted model, not a curated record.
GCUGGUCGCCGGCAACUCCGGGCCGGACGCCCGCGCUCACGCCGCCCUUCCCUCCGCGCUCACGCCCGCGCGCGCCCGCACUCCGGCCCGCUCGCCCCGCGGACGCGCAGGCACCGCCGGCGAGGGCGCCCAGGGGUCCCGCGGCGUUCCCAUGGCUGACCUGAGCUUCAUCGAAGAUUCCGUCGCCUUCCCAGAGAAGGAGGAGGAUGAGGAGGAAGAGGAGGAGGGUGUGGAGUGGGGCUACGAGGAAGGUGUUGAGUGGGGUUUGGUGUUUCCUGAUGCUAAUGGAGAAUACCAGUCUCCUAUUAACCUGAACUCAAGAGAAGCUAGGUAUGACCCCUCCCUGCUGGACAUCCGCCUCUCUCCGAAUUAUGUGGUCUGCCGAGACUGCGAAGUCACCAAUGAUGGACAUACCAUUCAGGUUAUCCUGAAGUCAAAAUCAGUUCUAUCGGGAGGACCAUUGCCUCAAGGGCAUGAGUUUGAACUGUAUGAAGUUAGAUUUCAUUGGGGAAGAGAAAACCAGCGUGGUUCUGAGCACACGGUUAAUUUCAAAGCUUUUCCCAUGGAGCUCCAUCUGAUCCACUGGAACUCCACUCUGUUUGGCAGUAUUGAUGAGGCUGUGGGGAAGCCGCAUGGAAUCGCCAUCAUUGCUUUGUUUGUUCAGAAGGGAAGGGAACAUGUUGGCCUGAAGGCUGUGACUGAAAUACUGCAGGAUAUUCAGUAUAAGGGGAAGUCCAAAACAAUACCCUGCUUUAAUCCUAACACUUUAUUACCAGAUCCUCUGCUGCGGGAUUACUGGGUGUACGAAGGCUCUCUUACGAUCCCACCUUGCAGUGAAGGUGUUACCUGGAUAUUAUUCCGAUACCCCUUAACUAUAUCCCAGCUACAGAUAGAAGAAUUUCGAAGGCUGAGGACACAUGUUAAGGGGGCAGAACUUGUGGAAGGCUGUGAUGGAAUUUUGGGAGACAACUUUCGACCCACUCAGCCACUUAGUGACAGAGUCAUUAGAGCUGCAUUUCAGUAGCCAAAGAGAACAGAAACAAGUCCAUCUUCAUCAGGGUAUGUGCAGAUUAAGUAAGGAAAACGAGGUACACAGUUACAUAAAUGUAGCAUCCCAAAGUUACUCUCAUCAUGAUCCUGACACUUUAGCAAUAAAACAUGUACAAUUCAUUUUGACAAAAUUUAGGCUUUGUCAUGCCCCCUCCCUUCUUGGAAAUGUUUGUAACUCAUUAAUAGGCUAAAGGCUAUACAAGACAAAGCUUAAGCCACACCUGCAGGCCAUCAGUUUGUUCAACAGAUCCCUUGAGUUCCAGUAAAUGUCCAGUGGGGUGGCUUGUCUCUGAGUAACAGACAUCCUUAUCUUAAGUUAAAACAUUCCAAGCCUUUA